This is a messenger RNA of Jaculus jaculus (lesser Egyptian jerboa), 2054 nucleotides long. It is a transcript of the gene Cfap184, whose product is annotated as coiled-coil domain containing 96. The transcript has a single exon. Lineage: Eukaryota; Metazoa; Chordata; Mammalia; Rodentia; Dipodidae. Gene Ontology annotation, biological process: cilium assembly. The record is from RefSeq and is a predicted model, not a curated record. The coding region runs from base 44 to 1726 and encodes 560 amino acids. Gene Ontology annotation, cellular component: ciliary basal body; axoneme.
UGCAGGCAGCUGCGCUUUCCAGCCCUGGCUAAGCUGGUGGGAGAUGGACAGCCAACCCGGCCACGAUGGGGGCACCGAGGGCGAAGGCGUAGCUGGGGAAGGCCUGGCCUCGCAGCCGUCUGACAACAGGGCCAGCUCUGACCCCCAGAUCCCAACCGAACCGGCAGAGCCCGAGUCGGGGCCGGGGCCAGAGCCAGAGCCAGAGAUGGCAAUGGACGGCGGGAAGGUAGAGACUUCUGAGCGAGGUGCCGCCGCUGAUGAGCAAGCAGAGACCCUGGAAAGGCCGGACGUCACCGCGGGUGAUGAAGAGCUCAGAGAACAGGAGAGUUCGGCCGAGUCACCAGAACCUGAGGAGCCUGCCAAGGCCGGGGCUGAGGAGCCAGCUGAGCCCGAGGUCCCGGAGGACAAGGCGAAGACCACGAAGGGGAAGGAGAUACGGUUCAGAUCCGUUCUGCCGCUAGGCACCUCCGCCGAGGGCCCGAGAACGAAGCAGGAGGACGAGGAGGAGGUGGAGAGCGAGGGCAGUGAGGAGGAAGGUGCGGAUCGGAGCAAGGAGGAACGGCGGUCGUCACCUCAGGGCAUGAGUGAGGACGACUAUGAGUGGUCUGAGGAGAUCCGGAAGGUGCAGGAGCAGCAGCUGCGCGGCGAGCUCGUGGACCAGUACCACGCCCUGCUGCUGGAACGGAACCGAUACCAGCGCUACAACGUGUACCUGCAGCACAAGAUCAGCGAAGCGCUGCGCAAGAAGGGCCUGGAAGCAGGUGAGGUGCAGGACAAGAACGCGGAGCCCGAAGCCCCUGAAAAAGAGCAAGCAUACUUGGGCUAUCUGGCCAUGUUGGAGGAGCUGAAGAAGCAAGAGGCGGACGACUUGGAGUGGUACCACCGGGAGGUGAGCGAGCUGAAGCAGCAGUGCCAGGAGAAGCAGGCCAGGGUGGAGAAGGAGUGGCGCCGUUUCCAGGCCCUUAAGAAACAGGUGGUGAUGCAGGUCAUGGGCAGCUGCCGCAUGCGUGGUGGGCGCCAGGCUGCUCUGCGAGAGGUGGAGCAGAUCCAGGCGCUGGAGGAUAAAAAGGAGAAAGAGAUGAGCGCUUUGCGGCUAGAGAACGUGCAGCUGAAGCAGAGCUUAGUGCAUUUUGAAACCAGGAUGAAGGCCCAGGAGGACUUGGCUGAAGGUCUGCUCCUCAUCGACUUUGAACAGCUCAAGAUUGAGAACCAGACCUUCAACGAGAAAGUAGAGGAGCGAAAUGAGGAGCUUCUAAAACUACGCAGCAAAGUGACCAGCAAUGUGCAAAUAAUAACCCACGUGAAGGAGAAGCUGCACUUCAUGGACAUGGAGAAUGCAUGCAAAAAGACCCAGGUAUUGGAAAUCGAAGCUCAGGUGGCCCUAGGAAGGGACAUACUUACAAAAACUAAGCAGGCUCGAGACAGCCUGCGGCUUGACAACAUCAAGCUGAAUCAGAAAUGCGGGCUUCUGGGAAAAGAAUCGCUGCUCCGAGACUUGGAAGAAAAGGUGGAGAAGACAAAACUGCUCAACUGUCGUCUGGAGUCACUGAAGCGCCAUCACGCGGGACUUACUUUGUCCUGCAAAGGGAUGAAGCAGAAGAUCAGAGAGGCCAAAGCCUUCCUCCCCUCCAGACACUCUACUCCAGAGGACAAAACCUCACAGACUCAGCAAACUUUGCCCUCCACUUUUCUCCCUGUUUUUUGCAGUUCUUUGAAAGGCCUGUGAUUUUGGGGAUAGAACUUUGAUUUUCAUGUUUUCAGCUUCCAAAUGAGUGCUAAGCCCCAAAUUGGCUUAGCAGUUCUACAUGGAAUAAAGUAAAAUAGAUCUAAAGAAACAAAAGCAGGUGACUAAAUGUAAUUGACUUCUCAAAGUGAUUUUGCAGCUGAGCAAUCCUGUAAUCUUAAGAAAGGGGUGUUCGGAAAUAUUCAUCUUUCUGUACUUGGAAGGAUGGCUCAAGGGUUCAGUGAAUGGGCCAGGAUGCAGAAAAAUUCUUGUGUACUCUUCUGAUUUUUUUCCAUACUCUCAGGAAUUAUUAAAACAGUGCAGUCUUGAA